AUGCUUAACGACAGCGCCGCGUCCGUACUCGAUAGUUUUGAAACAGGAGUUCAUGUGGACUACGAACGUGAAUUCCGAGUAUAUUUCACUAACAGAAUGCAGUUCGACGUGGCCGGCGUAUUCGCCGUCCCUCGACAUCAGAUUACGAUAGUCCGACGCCUGUUGUAUGGAGGAGCCAUACGACCUAUCGCCGAUUAUGAAGUCCUUGUACCGGCUCCAGUUUUCAACCACUCGGUCCACGGCUCGCAGACGUAUUUCUCUGUGCUUCUCUUGAGUGCCGAAUACGCAAUAAGAGACCGACCUGAACAGGCAGUUGCCGUCGCCCCUUAUCGAUACGACUCGCGCCAUCGAUACCUCGACUAUUCUCUAUGCAUUUGCAACAUCACUUCAGUUGUCAAUAUUCUCACUGUCAUACGACAACCCUUUGCAUUAUUCGAGUUUGUACACACAAAAUUCUUGGGAUACCGAGCUUUUUGA
Messenger RNA from Leptosia nina, 477 nucleotides. The record is from the annotation of a GenBank genome assembly. NCBI's taxonomy places the organism in Eukaryota, Metazoa, Arthropoda, Insecta, Lepidoptera, Pieridae.